AUGCAGUCAUCUUAUAGUGGCUGAAGAAUAGUUGUGCAUGAUGUUUCCUUCCUAGUGUGGGAUAAUUAUGUAAUUUGUUGAGUUAUGUUGGUGCAGUGUGUAUUAACAUGUGGUUCUAGCUAUAUCGAGGUCAGUAGUGGAAUGUUUUGUGGCUGUUAGAUUUGUAAUAUUUUUUUUGUAAAAUAAAUGGAUCCAACGCCGUGGGAUGACGAGGAUAAUCCAACUGAAGAUCUGGACGUUGAAAAAUCUGAGUGGGCUUGCAGGGAUGGUUUGAUAUUCUUGAUUGAUGCAACUAAACCAAUGUUUACUGAAGAGGAAUCUGGAAAGUCUUCCUUUCUUAUAAGUCUACAGUGCUGUAAGACUACCAUGCUGAACACAAUAAUUAGCUCUGAUCAAGAUAUGAUUGGUAUCAUAUUAUUUGGCACAAACAAGACAAGUAAUGUACUGAAUGUUCCACAUAUAGCUGUUUUGCAAGAUCUGCAACAACCAAAUGCGGAUAAGAUCAAGCAACUGGAGACCAUGUUAAAACGGAAAAACUUUAAUGAUUUUACAGCUACAUUUGGUCACAGUGAUGACUUUGCCAUAUCAGAUGCUCUUUGGCUGUGCCAGUCAACAUUUUCUAGUAGUCAGUUAAAGCUGAACUCCAAGAGAAUCUUUUUGUUUACAAACACUGACAAUCCCCAUGCAGGAUCUCAGCACAAAGAACAUCUGGCAAGAAGUAAAGCAGCAGAUCUGGGGCAAAUUGAUGUUGAUGUGGAGUUGCUUCACAUGGGUAAUAAUUUUGACCCUUCACUUUUUUACAAGGAGUUGAUACAGUUAGUAAAAGGAGAUUAUUCAGAUGAUUGGAGACUGCCAAAUCCAUCAACUAAAUUUGAGGAGCUUCUGGCAAGAGUAUAUCGCAAAGAUCACAAAAAGAGAAGUGUUGGAAAGAUUCUCUUCUCACUGGGUGAUGGAGUCAAGUUUGGUGUUGCUGUUUACAACCUUGUCAGGCCAGCAUAUGUUCCAAAAAAGGCACUAUUAGACAGAACCACAAAUGAAGUUGUGAAAACCACCACAAAGAAAUUUCAUGCUGACACUGGAGAAUUGAUGUUGCCUUCAGAACUGAACAAGUACCAGGAGUUUGCUUUUAAGAAAAUUAUAUUCAGACCUGAUGAAACUAGGAAUCUGCGUAAGUUAACAGAGCCAGGUAUAAAACUGCUAGGAUUCAGACCUGAAUGCAAGAUCAAAAUCCAUCACCAUCUAAGACCAUCAUCUUUUAUCUUCCCAGAAGAAGGACUUAUUCAAGGCAGCCGUAAGCUGUUUGCAGCACUCCUUGAUCGCUGCAUAGCAAAGAAGGUUGUGCCCAUUUGCUACUUUACCCCCAAUACAAACUCUACUCCGAGCUUGGUAGCACUUAUUCCUCAGGAAGAACAAUUGAAUGAUUCAAACAUACAAAUAAUUUCACCUGGUUUCCAUGUUGUUUACCUUCCUUACUCUGAGGAUAUUCGCGCAUUGAACAUUGAAUCUACAGCAAGAGCAGAUGCUGAGCAAAUAAUAGCAGCCAAGGCAGUAAUAAAAAAACUCAAGUUUGUGUAUACACCGUACAGUUUUGAUAAUCCGAAACUACAGACUCAUUGGCGGAACAUAGAGGCUCUGGCUCUCGACUAUAAUGAACAAACAGAAGUAAAAGAUGUUACAGUUCCAGAUUAUGAAUCUAUGGCAAGGAGGCUAGACUCGUUGGCCCAAGAGUUCCUAGACUCUGUCUAUAUCGGUGGUUAUGUUCCUGGUGGAAAACCAAAAACUUCAGGUGAUAGGAAGAGGACCACAGAUACAUGCAGUGAUAAACCAAGGAAAGCUACAAAAACUGCAGAUGUGGGAGACAUGCAAGAUAUUGCUACCUGUGGAAAGGUUGAGAAACUGAAGGUGGAUGAAUUGAAGACAUACCUAAAGGGUGAAGGGAUUGAAGUGAAAGGGUUGAAGAAAGUUGAGCUUGUUACCAGGGUGUACCAACACCUUGGCAUAACCCAGCCUAAUUAGAAGCUGUAGUGUUUUUCAUUUCCUGUUAGAUGUAAAGGAAGUAAAAUCUUCAUUGCCCUGAAAAAUAAUUUGUUUAUACAAAGUAAAAUAUGGAAAGUAUCCAGUAAGUGACUUUUUGAACAAACAAUUCCUUUCAGAACUUCAUUAUGAUACUUGCAUUUUGUAUUUUUUAAGUUGUAGUUACCUUUCUGUGGGCAAAUACUUUGAAUGACAGACAGCUUCUGUCAGUAAGAAGUAAAGUAUUGCAGAAGAAAUUGCUAGAAGUCAUAUAUUUCAGACAAAGUUGCUCAUGCUUUGGUUCUACCUGGAUUUUAUGGACAGCCAAAAAUCCUGAAGAAAGACAUACCACUACCCCGCAGAUCCCCUCGCAUUUUACAUCUAAUGGAUGUCAAGUGUGCAAUUUUAUGUCAGCCACUGCAACACUGGUUGCAUUACAGGGUAAAGUUGGGUUAAACAAAAAGUAGCUCCCCUGAUGAUAGGAGCAAUUGACAUUUGUCAAACAAAUUUUCAUGAUUGAUUAGGUCUGGGAAGUGUUGGUGCAAUGGUAAAAUGGCUGUUACCCAUUCAAUCCUGACCAGAAGUAACUUAUGUUGUUCUGUGUUAUGAUGCUUUGCAGAUAGUAUGUUUCUCUAAAAUGUUAGUAACAAGUGUGUACUAAUAUAAUUUGAAUAUCUUUGUUUAUGACAGUGAUGACGACGCCUCUGUCACUAUAACCCCAUUCCUGAAUUUUGUAUGUUUUCAUUUCGUCCAGAAUGCGGUUUUGAAUUCUUGUCAUUCCUAAAUGUUUGAACUUUGUCACAUUUUUUUAAGGUUAGGUGUCCUUAUAUUGUGAUUUUGUUUUGCAUUCUGGGCAUGAGCCAUAAACAUAUACUUCGUUUUCUCUUCAUUUAAUUAUAGGCCAUUCUCAUUGCUGAUGAGAAAAUGAUGGUGUCUGUGUCAACGAUACAAAACAAGGCUUUGCUGUGUAAGUUACAUUUCUGUGGAUAACAUUAUUGAAAAGUUUGUAUCUUGAGUUUGGCAUUGCUUAGUUCGAGUGAGUGUGUAAUUACUUCCAUAACUCUUAUAUAAAGCUACAAGAACCCAAAAAAAUUUUGAAGCAACUCCAAGCAAAUAAGCCAAAAGAGGUUAAGUAAAAUAUUUGCUGUCCCUCAGUUUAGUAAACUGUGUAAUCACCAUUCUUGCUACAUUACACCUAUAGCAGGCAUGGGAUUUUGGCAAUUGAACUUACUAAAUGGAAAGCUAAGAGCAAGUUAACUAUCCAGUCAGAACAGGAGUGGUCCAUGUAGUAAUUUCAAAUUAAGGAACAAAAACUGUGUACAGAAUUUUUUUUGGACCCUGGGAAAAAUUUUGUGAAGAGGAUAGUAGGUGAACAUUAAGGUUGAUUUAUGUUGUGAGGAUUGGAGGUAGAUGGAAUGGUUUCAAAUUCAAUGGCCAAUUUUGAUUCCUGUAAUAUGUGAAGUUUGGCAUGAUGAGCAAGACAAGUGAUAUUGCUAGGGGAAUUACAUUUCCUGAUUUAUUGGAGGUAAACUGUAAGAUUGCAUAUGCAAAUACAAAAUGCCAGAAGAUUGAAUAUGUGCUGGUUUCUGCUACAACAGUAUUAGUUGUACUUCGUAAUAAUGAUAAAUUUGCAAGAUAUUCGCUGUCACUCUUGUACAGGUUCUGGAAGCUAUAUUUUGGCAAACAUAUUUAGAUCAUAAAUGGUGUUGGGUGAACGAAUUCUGUACAAAACCAGAGAACUUGUGAUUUUGAUAGGUGUAAAGUUUUGUAUGUACAUUAUGUAUAUCUGUACAAACCAUAUAAACCAAAUUGUUCAGUGGAA
This is a messenger RNA of Zootermopsis nevadensis, 3835 nucleotides long. RefSeq names its product Inverted repeat-binding protein (gene Irbp). Gene Ontology annotation, molecular function: double-stranded DNA binding; DNA helicase activity; telomeric repeat DNA binding. Gene Ontology annotation, cellular component: nucleus; Ku70:Ku80 complex. Gene Ontology annotation, biological process: telomere maintenance; double-strand break repair via nonhomologous end joining. NCBI's taxonomy places the organism in Eukaryota, Metazoa, Arthropoda, Insecta, Blattodea, Termopsidae. The record is from RefSeq and is a predicted model, not a curated record.